Stylonychia lemnae is the source of this 3927-nucleotide messenger RNA. Lineage: Eukaryota; Ciliophora; Spirotrichea; Sporadotrichida; Oxytrichidae. The record is from the annotation of a GenBank genome assembly.
AUGAAAUCCUCUUAGCUUGAUGAUUUGGUGGUCCUUGAUGGUGGACUUAAGUACACUGGUAAACUACUCAAUGGAAUCCCUCACGGAUAUGGAAAAUUAGUUUGGCCUAAUGGUGAUCUCUAUGAGGGAAACUUUAAAUUCGGAAAGAGAAAUGGUUCAGGAAAGAGAACUAAUAUUGAUGGUUCAGAGUAUAAUGGAGAGUACGUUGAUGAUAAACCGCAAGGCAGAGGUAAGCUGAAAAUUAUUAAAUAAUAUUUAGGUCUCUAUAUUUGGAAAGACGGUGAGCGAUAUGAAGGAGAAUGGAAAGAUGGCAAGUUUCACGGUAAAGGAAUAAAGACUCUUCCUGACGGUACAAUAUUUGAUGGAGAAUGGAUUGAGGGCAGACCUUAAGGAAUGGGCAUGUGCAAAUAUCCCGAUGGAGCGAAAUACACAGGUAAUUGGCUCAAUGGCUAGCCUCAUGGUGAAGGAGUCAAGAUUUUGACUGAUGGGACAAAAUAUACAGGAGAUUGGAUUGAUGGAAAAGCGUGCGGUAUUGGAGUCAAAACGUUACCAAACGGCACUAUUUAUGAUGGGCAUUGGACAGAUGGAAAAUUUGAUAAAGGUAAAUGCACCUAUCCUGAUGGAAAAAUCUAUGAAGGAGAUUGGAAGGACGGUAAACCCUCAGGCUAAGGAAUCAAGACUUGGACAGAUGGCAGAAAAUAUGAUGGACUUUGGAGAUUAGGAAAACCAGUAGGAGUUGGUAAAAAGAUCUAUCCUGAUGGAAAAUAGAAAGUCGGAUACUGGGACAAGGGAAAAUUCAUUGAAGGAUAUUAGUAAGCCCCAGAGAAAGAUGAUGGGAAAAAUGAAGUUGAUGAUAUGGAUGGUUCAAAGAUAAAUUUAGGAGCAGGGUCAUAGCCUUUAAAGUAACAGUUAUUGAUGGCUUAGUAGAAGCAGCAAGUCAAUCCUAAUAUUAAUAGUCCUAAAACUUUAGCUUAAGCUAUUAAACAGAAUUAAUCAUCAGCUAAUGUUGUCCCCAAGGAUUAAAAUUAACAGAGGUUGAACCUUGGAGGAGUUGAAAAGUAGACUGCUCAAUAGUAAUAAGCUUAGCCCUCUAGUCAGCAGUAAAAUCAAGAAUAGAAAUUAGGCAAAUACUAUGUUGAUGAGGAUGGAUUUGUCCAAUUUCCUGAUGGCUCAAAAUAUAAAGGUCCACUGAAGAAUGGAAACCCAGAUGGUGUUGGGAUAAUUAUAUAUGCUGAUGGAUCUAAAUAUGAAGGAAACUGGUCAGCUGGUAAUUCAAAUGGCUUUGGAGUGCUUAUUUUUCCUGAUGGAAGUAAGUAUGAAGGAAAUUGGAAUAAAGGUAAAUACAGUGGAAAGGGGAUAUAUACAACUUCAACUAAUGCUAAAUACGAUGGAGACUGGUAAAAUGGAAAAUACCAUGGACUUGGAAUAUUUCACUGGCCAGAUGGAAGUGUUUAUAGAGGGGAAUGGAAAAAUUGUAGAGAAAAUGGAAAAGGUCUCUUUAAAGGUGUUAAUGGAACUACAUAUGAGGGUGAAUGGGUAGAUGGUAAAUAUAGUGGCUAGGGUAAACUUGUUACUCCUGAUGGUAAACUUUACGUUGGACUUUUUAAAAAUGGAAAAGUUCCAUCUUAGAAUUCAAACUUUGCACUUCCAAAGUCGAAAAACUCACUGCCUGCUUUGGACUUCAAUUAAAUUAUCGAGAAGAAUCUUGAAGUUAAAUAAAUGUAUGGAAAUAAAAAUGGCAAUAAUUUGGCAAGUUUGCUCGAUAGAAGUCAUAACCAAUCUGGAGUACAAUAGAAUAUAAUGAGUCAAUCUCAUUUGAUUAGUAGCAGUCAAAACUCAUCAUAUUAAUAGUCCAACAGAAAUUUCGGAGCGAUUCCCUCGCAUCCUAAAAAUCUCUUUGCACAAAAAGAUCAAUACAAAUGCUUGUGUGGAAGUGAUGUAUUGCAGAAAAAUUUACAGACUCACUUCAUGACAUGCUAAAUGAUGUAGAGUAAACAUGAUCCAAUUAUGCAAUGUCUUCAGUGGGAAAUUAACCAGUGUGGAGAUCAUGAUGUCAGUUUAAAGAAUAUCAAAGCUAUCUUAUCUUAUUUCGUUGAAAGCAUCAAUGAUAAGAUAAAAUCUAAUUCUUCAAGUUUUGUUGUAAACAAUAAUAGCAUUUCUUCUUCAAUGAAUUUUAACAGUGUAAAUAGCAACCACAAAAGGAACAGUGAUCUCUCACUUCCAUUGAGUCAAUUUAAUAUACCUGAGAAAAAAUAAUAAAUAGUAGAGAAUAAUCAUCAUGUUUAUGAGUAUAAACAAGAACCAAAAAGCAAUCAUAAGUUAAAUAAUUCUGAUGUUAUGAUGAUUGAUGAAGAAGAAAUCAAAUAGGAUUACGUAGUGUAUCAAGAGGAAGAGCAAGAAAAAUGUUGCUAUUGCAGUUAGAUUUUCACUAAAUAAGAUGAAAUAGACUAGCAGAAAUAAUUCUUAGAAUCAACUGAUUGCUUCCAUCAAAUUCAUUCGAGAUGUCUUGUAUGUCUAGUUUUUGAAAAUUUCCCUAAGAAUCAAGUUGCUCCAUGUCCUUUUUAAGGUUGCGGGAAGCACAUCUAGGAAUGGGAAUUUAACAGAUUGCUUUCAUAAGAAUAAAAAGAUAAACUAGAUAAGCUUGUCAAUGACUCCAUAUUAAAUCAAGGAAAAGAUUUUAUUGCUUGCAAAUGUGGAAAUGUAAUGGAGCUAGUUGAAGGAAAGGUAGAUUUAAACCAAAAAGAUGAUUCAGGCAAAAAAAUUUCAAAGGAAGCAGCCAAUCAUAUGGCGAAAUUCAGAGUAAGGUGCUUUUAGUGUUAAGAUAAUUUCUGCUCUAAGUGCAAAGAAUACCCAUAUCAUAUUGGAAAGACUUGCGAGUAGCUAAAAGAACAUAAGAAUUCUAGAAAAUGCAGAUAUUGUGGCAUUAAAAUUGAUCCUAAAAUACCUUUACAAUCUAAGAAAGAAGCAUUCAAAGAUGUCUGUAAUGAAGAAGAGUGCCUUCAACUAAUGAGGAAGUCUUGUGACAAGAUACAUCCUUGUGGGCACUUGUGUAAUGGUUUCGCAAAUGAGCCUGAAUGCUUACCAUGCUUACAUGAAACUUGUGUUGCAGAAAAUCAACAUCCAACUUUAGGUUAAAAUGCUGAUUCUUAUUGUUCUAUAUGCUUCAUUUAAGGAUUAGGGGAUAAGCCAUGCGUAAAAUUAGAUUGCAAUCAUAUUUUCCAUCUUGAUUGUGUGAUGAAAAUUCUAAAAUAAAAAUGGCCUGGACCUAGAAUAGUCUUUAACUAUCUUAAUUGCACUUCAUGCAAAUAAAGGAUAAGAGCUGCAUAUUGCAGAGAAAUAAUGACUGAAAUUAUGGAAGCUGAAAGUUAUGAAAAGGAUUUGCAGAAAAAAGCAAUUGAAAGAGGAAAGCAUGAGGGAAUAGACAAGCACGAAAAGCUUAAGGACAAAAGCUAUGCUUACUAUAAUAAAUUCCAAGAAUAUUGCUUAUUCAAGCUUUCCUAUUAUGAGUGUUUCAAAUGCAAGCAACCUUACUUUGGAGGAAUGAAGGACUGUGAGAAUAAUUAAGAAGAAAAUAAAUAGUAGGAAUAUAAAAAAGAGGAUUUAGUCUGUGCUUCGUGUUCAGCUGUUGCAGUUGGAGGGGGAGUUUAGAAUUGUCCUAAACAUGGAUUAGACUAUAUUGAGUUCAAGUGCAAAUUCUGUUGCAACAUCGCUCAAUGGUUUUGCUGGGGCACUACGCAUUUCUGUGAAUCCUGUCAUACUAAAUAAAAUAAUGGUGAUUAUGUCUCUAGGAAAAAACGAAGUGAACUUCCUCGAUGUUCAGGCCCAGCAAAGUGUCCUCUAAAGAUUCAGCAUCCCGAAAACGGAGAAGAAUUUCCUCUCGGGUGUGCAUUAUGCAGAAAUCUAAAAGCUAAUAUGAAGAAUUUCUGA